CUCUGGGACUCACCUCAGGGCGAGCGGGCUCCACAUGCGCGGGGACUGCCGGCCUGCCGCGCCGCGGUGCUGUGCAACCCGACUGUCCGCAGCGUUACACGCCCGCACGGCGGAGGUUCCGGGCCUCUCUUCCGCCCCAGCGUAGGAGCCUGCGCGGUACCAUGACCCGGUGGGGCAGAGGUAGCGGUGUGCGCCGGGAAUCCGGCGCCGGCUCUAUGCCGGGCUGCCAGAGGGGCCCUGGAGCGAAGGGAGAGGGGGGGGGUGAGGCCUGGCCCCGCCGCAGUCCUGGGAGCGGCUAAGGAGUGAGCCAAAGGCUGUGAGCGCCAGGCGGGUGUCAGCUCAGCGGGGAGGUCGGCGAUUUCGAUCCUUUUUUUUGUCAAACAUCAUGGAGAAUUUUCUCUUGGUUUUGACACGGGAUGGUCUGGGGGGUUGUUUUAUUUUGUUUUAGUUGUUUGGGUUUUUUUUCUGUCAGGUAAGGAUUUUAGUGAAAGCCGCGGUCUGUCGAGAUGAGUUUUCUGCUGCCCAAGCUGACCUGUAAGAGGGAAGUGGAUCAGGCAAUAAAAACGGUGGCCGAGAAGGUUUUGGUUCUCCGGUUUGGAAGAGAUAACGAUGCUGUUUGCCUGCAGCUCGACGAUAUUCUUGCAAAAACAGCUCAUGACCUGAGUAAAAUGGCAGUCAUUUACCUGGUGGAUGUCAACGAGGUUCCAGUCUACACCCAGUAUUUUGACAUCAGUUAUAUUCCAUCUACUGUAUUUUUUUUCAAUGGACAACACAUGAAGGUUGAUUAUGGGUCUCCAGAUCACACCAAAUUUGUAGGAAGCUUCAAAACAAAGCAAGACUUUAUAGAUCUGAUUGAAGUGAUUUACCGUGGAGCCAUGCGUGGAAAGCUCAUUGUGAGAAGUCCUAUUGAUCCCAAUAACAUUCCUAAAUAUGAUCUUCUCUACCAAGGAAUUUAAUGGGCUGCCCAGAGGUAAAGAAUUAUAGACAUGGCCAAUGUUCUAGACCUAUUUUUCCUUCAAGCAUUUUUGGCCACCUUUGAACACCAUGGGACAGUUUGAAGGAUCGUAUUGGUCUCUUUCUGAAAACAGAGAUUCUGUCACCUCAUACUUCUCUCCUAAACAAGCAACAUGUGCAUGUGUCGAAUUCAAGCAAGUGACUGUUAAGUUGCUUGUUGACCAGCACCUACGAUACAGGCAAGUGGUAUGCAUCCUCAGUGACAGCAUCUCCAACUAAAAUGUCAUGUAGUCUAUUAAUUGUCUAUUUAACACCAUUUUCAUUCAACUGACUCUGCCUUUCCAAUGGAAUUGUACACUUUUACCCAUUACUGGAUAACAGGAUGGAAGCUUUUUCAAAUGGUAUUAGAGGUUACUGAAAUCUAAAAUGGAUGUAAACAGAAAAGGGAAAUAUUACUGUUCUAUCUUAUAAUAUUACUGGGCUUUGACUAAAAUGGGAACUGAAGGUAUAGAACAAAGUUUUGUCAUCCUUCAGAAGUCUUUCGUAGCUGCUGAACACUUUUUGAUUCCCACUGGAUUAAACUGUUUUAUUUACAAUUGCUUAAAA
Molecule: messenger RNA, 1560 nt
Organism: Pogoniulus pusillus (Red-fronted tinkerbird)
Lineage: Eukaryota; Metazoa; Chordata; Aves; Piciformes; Lybiidae
Gene: TXNL4B
Product: thioredoxin like 4B
Exons: 3
Coding region: 507-956 (149 amino acids)
Biological process (GO): mRNA splicing, via spliceosome
Cellular component (GO): U5 snRNP; spliceosomal complex; U4/U6 x U5 tri-snRNP complex
Source: RefSeq, a predicted model, not a curated record